AUGGUCCCCCUCACUCCGUUCCCUCACCACCUUCUGCUCUUCUUCAUCCAUCUUGCUCUCCUCCCUCUUGCUUUCAUUGAAUUGGUGGUCCUGGUCUAUAGACCUGUCGCGGUCAUGUUUCAGCGCUUCCGCGACGCCAUCGACUCUCGGAUAGCAGAGGAACAGGCCCGCCAGAAAACCGCCCAGGACAAUAUCUCUCGGUCCAAGUCCGCUCGUCGUCCGGCCGCCAGUACCAACUCCCCCGGCCAACGGCCUCUCCCCAGACGAAACAGUGGCACCCCCGUUCGCGGACCCGACCCCAACGAAUUCGAGGCUGAGUUUACCAUCGGUGACGAUGAGGAAUCCAGUCGCUCGGGCACCCCUCGCCCGGAGACCUCCGACUCCGUUUCAGAAAUGAACCCCCCGGCGGAAGGCAACAGCGCGGAGAAGGUGGAAGGCUCGACUACCACAGACUCAACGGAAAAGAAGACCGGCUCGGGAGCGGACAGGGAAUCCAGCGAUCAGAAACCUUCCGAACUACCGGCAGAUGUCAAAGCCCGAUUACGGAGGCUCGAUAAACUCGAAUCGCGAUACCAUGAACUCCUCAAAGCGUACCGUGUUGCGCAUUCACGCGUCCUUUCCAUUGAACCGUUCGAAGCUGCCCUCCGCGAAAACACUCCGCUCACCUCGAUCGGCGAACCGAAGGCGCUGACCGAGUAUCUGAACCAGAUGUCACUCAAGAGCGAUAUGGUGGUGGAGGAGCUCAAGCGCGUCACGACCGACCGAGACGGCUGUAAAAAGAAGAUGGAAGAGGCACAAAAGUCCGCCAAGGAUGCAUGGGACGAGGUUGCUGGGCUCAAAAAGCAGGCGUCUACGAAGCAAGAAAAGAAGUCACCCGACGAGACUAAGGAGACCAGCGAAGAGUUCUUCUCCUUCGACAGUGAGAUUCCUCGACUGGAAGGAGAACUGAAGGAAAAGCAAGAGGAGGUGGACACUCUCAAAACCGAAGUCGAAAAGCUCAAGAAGGACAUGUCCGUCACGCGCGAGUCCACGGAGGGAAUGGUUCAGAACCUGGAGACUUCGACUCGGGAGCUUGUUGAGUUGCGCGAAACCAAGGACAAGCUGGACGCGGAGAUUGAAACCCUGAAGGCUUCGAAAGGCGAGGUCGAUGAGCUAAAGACCAAGCUUGCCGCAGCGGAAUCGUCGCUUGAAAAGACCGCUGCGGAGGCUGAGAAGCUCAAGAGCGAGCUCAAGGAGAAGAGCGACGAAAUCGAGAAGCUACAGGCCCAGGCUGCUGAUGCCGAGAAGACCAACAAGGCUGAGCCAAGUCCCGAGUUGGUGUCCCAACUCGAAGAGGCCAAGAAGGACAUGGAUGCCAGCGAAAAGAAGCUGGGUGUUGUGCAGGGUCUGGUGGACAGCCUUCGUUCUCAGCUUAAGGACACCGAAUCGAGCGUGUCGGACCUGAAGGCAGAGAUCAGCGAAAAAUCGGAGAGCUCUACCAAGCUUCAAAGCAUUGUCGAUUUCGUGGACGAGAACUUGAAGGAUAUCACUGCCUGGAAAUCCGCCAAGGAGAAUGUCUCUGCUGGAAAGAAGGCCGAUUUCGACGAGAUCCGCAAGAGCCUUGCCCCUGCUGAAAAGUCCACUGAACCGAGUACAACUGCUGCCGAGGAAGAGCCCCAACCUGCCGCAGCAACUGGAGCUGCCGGUGGCGGCGGCGGCGGCGGCGGAAAGAAGAAGAACAAGAAAAAGAAGAAGGGUGGUAACGCAGCAGCAGAAUCCACGAAGCCCGCGGAGCCUACCUCCAAAGAGCAGCCAUCUCCGGCAGAGCCUUCCCCGGCUGCCGCAGAUCUUGAAGAACUCAAGGAAAAGAUUGAAUCCCUCACCAAACAACUAUCCGAAAAAGAAACGGCCAUCGAUCGCCUUAGCGCUAAGCUUAAGGGUGAAGAUGACCUCAAGGAGGAGAUUGAGUCCCUACGUGAUGAUCUGAUCAACGUUGGACAAGAGCACGUUACAGCCAAAGACAAGAUCAAGGAGCUCACAGCUGAGAAGUCCGCUUUGGAAGAGACCAUCGGCAAGCUGGAGAAAGAGCUCGUCGAAAUCCGUACCAGCCACUCCUCAAACACCGCCGACUCGGAGAAGGUGCACAACGAUCUCAAGGAUGAAUUUGAGCGUGUCAAGGUCCGCGCCGCCACCCUAGAGACGGACCUGUCCGCCGCGCAGCAGCUCGCAGCCACUCGGUUCAAGGAUCUCACCGACCUGCGUGAAACCCUCCAGAAGAUCCAGCCCGAGUUGCGUAACCUGCGAAGCGAAUCGUCCGAACUGAAGACCAUAAAGGAGACUCUUAGCGGAAAGAACACCGAGUUGCGGGCGCUUGAAGCCAAGCAUGAGGAUCUGCGACAGGAGUUGAAGACCACCAAGAAUCGGAUCACAGAGCGAGACUCUGAAGUCAACACCUUGAAUAAGAAGGUUCGUCAAGAGACGGACAGCCGUCUCAAGGCGGAGGAGAAUCUCACCGUUGCGCAGUCCAACCUGCGCACCGCCGAGACUAAGAAGCAGGAGGCAAUCAAUGCCAAGGAUAAGACUGCGGCAGACCUCACGAAAGCACAAGACGGGCUCAAGAGCACCCGCUCCAAGAUGCGUGAGAUGGAGGAGCAGAUGUCCCAACUGACCAAGGAACUGGAAAGCCUCCGCGAAGAGACCCAGUUGAAGACUGCUCAGGCCGCCAGCGCACAGAGUCUGAUGAACAACAUGCGUGAUCAGACGUCCGAGGUCGCCAUGCAGAUGAAGGAGGCACGCGAGAAAUGCGAGAGUCUAGAGGAGGAGCUCUCCGAUGCUCACCGUCUGCUGAGCGAGCGUACGCGCGAAGCCCAGACCAUGCGCGGUCUUCUCAACGACAUCGAGAGCCGCGCCGAGGCCAAGGUGCGUGACUUCAAGGAGCGCAUGGAGGCAGCCAUUGAAGAGCGAGACCGCGCCGAAGAUGAGGCCAGCACCCAGGGCCGUCGCCGGGCACGAGAGCUUGAAGAACUCAAGGCCAAGAUCCGCGAAGCCGAACGGGCACUCCGCACCGUCGAGCACGACAAGGAAGAGCUUGAAGACUCUCAGAAAGAUUGGCGUCGUCGUCGUGACGAACUAGAGGAGAUUUCCGAAAAGUCUACCCAGGAAGUCAACGAGAUCCGGGAAGCCAUGGCCGGCCUGCGCGAGCAACUCGACGAGAGCGAGAAGCAAGUGCGCGACCUCGAGAAAGAGAAGGCCGAGUUGCGCCGCUCAGUCGAAGAGACCAACAACCGACUAGAAAAGUUGCGACGAUCGCACAAGACGCUCGGCGAAGACGUCCGUUUGCGCGGACUGGAUUCUGGCCGGCAAUCGUCACGGUCAUCCAUCGAUUCCGGAUCUCGACGUGGUCUUGCGUCUCCGGUCGCUCAGGAUCGCAGCACCUCCAGCCGCCGGAGCGAGACCCCCUCCGGUGGAGCCAGCGGCGGGUCCAUUGACUACAUGUACCUGAAGAACGUCCUGCUACAGUUCAUGGAGCAGCGGGACAAGAACUACCAGAAGCAGCUGAUCCCCGUAUUGGGAAUGCUGCUUCAUUUCGACCGAACGGACGAGCAAAAGUGGAUGUCGGCCAUCAUGUCCAAGUGA
Messenger RNA from Penicillium cinerascens, 3615 nucleotides. Its product is annotated as putative vesicle-mediated transport protein (Imh1). The record is from RefSeq and is a predicted model, not a curated record. The coding region runs from base 1 to 3615 and encodes 1204 amino acids. Gene Ontology annotation, cellular component: Golgi apparatus. Lineage: Eukaryota; Fungi; Ascomycota; Eurotiomycetes; Eurotiales; Aspergillaceae. The transcript is spliced from 4 exons.